Fulvia fulva is the source of this 3618-nucleotide messenger RNA. RefSeq names its product Putative lipase ROG1. The transcript has a single exon. Bases 1 to 3618 code for a protein of 1205 amino acids. The record is from RefSeq and is a predicted model, not a curated record. NCBI's taxonomy places the organism in Eukaryota, Fungi, Ascomycota, Dothideomycetes, Mycosphaerellales, Mycosphaerellaceae. Gene Ontology annotation, molecular function: monoacylglycerol lipase activity.
AUGCUGCUCAUCCACCAAGCGGGCAGCGUCAAGAUUGGCGAGGUCGUUCGAUACACCAUUACAUAUACUCCUAGUGACGACCGCAUCCUUCCUACGCCAACGCACUUGCACCUUAGAGUCAAAAACAGUACUGCCAUCGCUCUACGUGCUGCAUGGAUCCAUGGUCCUUAUGCGCUGCACGUGUCAGCGUAUUCCUCCAAUUUCAACCCACACCGCAAAGUCGAGAAGCCCGAUCACGAUGGCGUGCCUGAGUACGAGCCGAUGGUCAAGGCGGGAGGGAGCUGGUCUGCAAAGUUGCUGAUACCGAAGGAUAUCCGUGAGACUGGAGCAGACUUCGCUAGGAGACGAAGUUCGCAGGUAGACCCGGGCGAGCGCAAAGAGAAGGGCCGCGUGACUUGGAUCGUCGAGAUCACAUCGCAGAUCUUGUUCUCCAACUCUGCUUCAGUGGACUUCGAAGUGCUCGUUGGACGCGAUCAGCGGAGUUUGGAGCUUGGAUUUGCAGCACUUGCAGGUCAUGGACAUGGUGGACCAGGCAGAGUGAAGGACCUGCAGGGCGACCGAGAGCGCAAGGAGGCGCGGAGAAGAGGCCAUGUACAGGUCGAAGGCGUGUUCUCACGAGCCGUGAGACUGGUUGUGGAAGACACGGAGACAUUGUGGGACAAGCCAGCACUGCCGACGUGGGAGGACGCGAACAACAGCGAGAGUCGCACAUCGACACACCACAAGAGGCAAAGCGAGGACACAAGCGGGAAGGAGCAUGAGAAGGAUGGCAAGCAAAAAAAGAGAAGGAAUGUGCAUCUUGUGGUUCUGACGCAUGGCUUACACAGCAAUCUGGGCGCAGACAUGCUGUUUCUGAAGGAGAGCAUUGAUGCUACUGUGGCGCAAGCUCGCGUCGAUGCGAGAAAGCGAAAGGUGAGCUACCGAGCGCAGCAGAAAGCUAAGCAGAGCGACAAGACCUCUCAGGAGACCAAAGCCGCGAAAGAUGAACCAUCAAACGUCGACGAGAAGGAAACGUCCGCAGCUCCGAUGUCUGGAGGCCAGGAAGAGUUGGACAAUGCCCCAGAUCAAGACGAGGACGACGAUGAAGAAGAAACGAUUGUUCGCGGAUUCAACGGCAAUGCAGUCCGCACGGAGAAUGGCAUCCAAUACUUGGGCAAGAGGCUGGCAAAGUACAUUCUACGCUUCACAUACCCCGACCAACCUUUCCUGCCCAUCAAAAAGAGCCUUACCCGCAAAGUGACCGAUACUUUCACCACAGAUGCUGACAAGGCACGGCGAGAUGGCAAGCCUACGCAUCACGGUUCCAGCAUACACACGCCUCGGGAAGCGAGGAAGGCUGAGGAUCUGCCUUAUAGAUUCACGAGCAUAUCCUUCAUCGGACACAGUCUUGGGGGACUGAUUCAGACAUACGCCAUUGCUUACAUUCACAAGCAUAGUCCCACGUUCUUCGAUCAGAUCAAGCCUGUCAACUUCAUUUGCAUGGCUUCACCUAUGCUCGGGCUGAGUAACGAGAACCCGAUGUACGUCAAGUUUGCGCUAGACUUUGGGCUCGUCGGAAGGACUGGACAGGAUCUGGGGCUUACUUGGCGACCUCCAACUCUGGCCAACAAAGGAUGGAAUGCGAUGGUCAAUGGCUUUGGCGCAGGUAGCCAGAAGACUCAAGAGGCCAGGCAGGCGGAUCCUAGCGCGAAACCCUUGCUGAGGAUCUUGCCGACAGGACCGGCGCAUCACGUUCUUAGGAUGUUCCGUAAUCGCACGGUCUACUCCAACGUCGUCAACGACGGUAUCGUACCGUUGAGGACGAGCUGUCUACUGUUUCUUGACUGGCGGGGACUAGGCAAAGUAGAAAAGGCCAGGCGUGAGAACGGCUUGAUUGGAACUGUGGCAGAAUGGGGUUGGGCUGAGCUGACUGGCGCAAAUUCUUCUUCUGUCAAGCCCAACGUCCUUGCCGAGCAGAGUUGGGAGACAGAUGAUGAGGACAAUACCCAGGUUGGUGAUGAUGUGCCUCAACCUGCAGAAGACGAAGUGGCGCAAGACAACCGGCGCACCACAGCGCGUAUGAGCCAUGAUGAUGGUGAUGAUGAAGACACAUCACGGCAGGGUAGCAGCCAUUCAUCGCUCAACAAAGCUCCUCAACCAGAGGAAAACAAAGGCAUGCUGGCCAGUUUCUUCAGCUUCUUCACGCCGGAGCGAGCCAAGACUCCACCACCACCUUCAAAGAAGACCACUAAGAUCCUGCGACGUGGGCAGACAGUCUACCAGCCUAGCGAGGACGAAAGCAGCGACAACGUCGCAAAGGACAAGAGCGGAAGCACCUCCUCGAAUCCCACCAUGAGGCCACACCUGACACACUCGCUUAGCGGAAAGACAGAACGCAAGCGACCCGUGGCUUCUCGCGGGGACAGCUUGACGAACGAGCCUCACGCACCUCCAAAGACCUCGAUCUUUGAAUCAGCCGGCGACAUCUUGCACCCUCCACUGCCUAGUCAGCAAUGGAUCAUUGAUCCCAAGACUCGCCGCCGAACCAUCUUCCACGAUCGCGUCUACCACCCUCAAGACAUCCCACCUCCACCCGUCAAGCGUAGUGGCACCCGCAUCUUGUCCUUCGGCGAAAACAGCUCCGAAGCAAGCGUCAAGUCCGUCGGCACCGACAACACCUCCCUCAAGACCGUCGACUCUUCGGCACCUCCCGACUCCGGCGGCAUGAAAGUCGAAGAAAAGAUCGCCCGCGCCUACCACCGCGACCUCAGCUGGCGCAAAGUCUUAGUCCGCCUCGAACCUGAUGCUCACAACAACAUGAUUGUGCGCCGCAUGUUCGCAAACGCCUACGGCUGGCCAGUCGUCAAGCAUCUCUGCGACACUCACUUCGCCGACACCCACGCCGCCACAACCCGUGACGAAGACGAGCCUGCGCGCGAGCGUGCCAAGCCGAUGGACGCACCCAUCAGCUCUGAAUCAGGCGAGCAAGUCCACGGCCAGACUGACAAGAAAGUCAAACCUCGCACUCGCAGUGAGACACGAGAAGCACGCGAUGAGCUGGCGACUUUGAAUGCUGCAAGGGAAGGCGCGGGGAGUAGUUUUAGUUCUCGCAAGACUUUGACAAGACAGGAAAGUGCCGUGUGGGAUGAUUCGUACUUUGAGACGUCGGAUGGCGAGGACUCCGAUACGGUUGAUGAGAGGAAUCUGGUUGCUAGAAUCAUCAAUCCGAAUCCUGCACCACUAAGGAAGGCGGAGCAGUCAUAUCAUCGACAACAGCAGUACUCUUCCAGUCCCGAGGAGCCGAGGGCGCCAACGACGAAGACGACGGCGGUCAGUUAUACUGAUGGGCAUCGGGGCCUUGCACCCACCUCGCCGACGAGUCCGAAGAGUUUCAAGGAGGUGAAGGCACGGGCGCCGAGUUCGAAGGUGGGAAGUCCUACGUUCGAGGCUGGGGAUGUGGAACCGGUGGUGGCAGAUCGGUUGGUGGAAGAGCCUACACCUCUGUCGCCAGCGAGUCCGGGCAGUGUGCUUACGCCGGGGUUGAGGAAGAGUGUGGAGGAACAGAUACAGACUGGAUCACCGUCGAGGAAGAAGAGUAAAGGGAAUGGGAGUGGUGGGUUGAGUGGAUCGCCAGAUUGA